Staurois parvus is the source of this 445-nucleotide messenger RNA. NCBI's taxonomy places the organism in Eukaryota, Metazoa, Chordata, Amphibia, Anura, Ranidae. The record is from the annotation of a GenBank genome assembly.
GGACACAGCGGAUCACUGAUCCACGGAAAGAGCCGAAGAUGUCAGCUCGGUCAUGUGAUCAGCUGUGUCCAAUCACAGCUGAUCACUGAUCAUCAGAGCACUGAUGAUCAGUGUGCCCUGAUAAUCUGUGUAGCUCCAGCAGCGCCACCUGUCAGUGUCCAUCAGUGUCAGCUCUCAGUGCUCAUCCAUGCCACCUGCCAGUGCCCAUCAGUGCCACAUCAGUGCCCAUCAAUGCCACAUAUCAGUGCCCAUCUGAGCUGCCUUUCAGUGUCAACCAUCAGUGCCAGUCAGUGCCACCUAUCAGUGCUGACAAUCAGUGCCACCUAUCAGUGCCAGUCAGUACCACCUAUCAGUGUGCAUCAGUGCCGCCUAUCAGUGCCCGUCAGUGCCGCCUAACAGUGCCAGUCAGUGCCGCCUAACAGUGCCAGUCAGUGCCGCCUAACAG